Pelagomonas calceolata is the source of this 629-nucleotide messenger RNA. The record is from the annotation of a GenBank genome assembly. NCBI's taxonomy places the organism in Eukaryota, Pelagophyceae, Pelagomonadales, Pelagomonadaceae.
ACUCCGGGUCGCCGCGCGCGCGUCUAGCUAGGCCGCGCUGGCACUAAAGCUUGCUUGGGCCGUCGCAUCGCUGCACUGCGCUGUCGGCCGUCGCAUCGCCGCACCGCGCUGUCGCUGGUAGCUUGGCGCGCACCUCUGGUAGACCCAUGUCUGCCAUGGACACCUCUGAUGGGCCGGCGGCCGAGGAAAAGAAGGACGACCCGCCGCCGCCGCGCUUCGAGAUCAAGAAGUGGAACGCGGUAUCGUCUCAGCGUCCACCAAUAGCCGCGCGCUCGCGACGCCGUCGGACGGAAGACCCGCCCCAUCGACGCCUAUUCACACAGGUCUGCAUGUGGUCUUGGGACAUCUGCGCCGACACCUGCGCCAUCUGUAGGAACUCGCUCAACGAGCCGAGCAUCGAGUACCAGGCGAACCCGAGCCCCAACAACGAGAACGGCCUGAGCAUCGCCUUCGGCUGCUGCGGCCACGUCUUCCAUUUGGACUGCAUCCAGCGCUGGCUGAAGACAAGGUCUGUGUGCCCUUUAUGCAACAAGGAGUGGGAGUUCGCGAAGAUAGAAAGAAUCCCGGGCUAUGGCUCGCUCGGGGCGACCUAGUUCGUUCUUCUGUUAAGUAACGGCUUAUUCUCUGUU